Messenger RNA from Coniosporium apollinis CBS 100218, 798 nucleotides. RefSeq lists its product as uncharacterized. Lineage: Eukaryota; Fungi; Ascomycota; Dothideomycetes. The record is from RefSeq and is a predicted model, not a curated record. The coding region runs from base 1 to 798 and encodes 265 amino acids. The transcript has a single exon.
AUGCCUUCUCACCCAUGGCUCCUCUACGUCUACCCCUGGAUGCCCUACCCCCGUCGCGUGAUCAUCUAUCUCCGCGAGAAGGACAUUCCGUCCUCCCUCGUCACCGUCGUCCCAGUCUCAGAUCCGCAGCGCGGCAGCAAGGCGCCACCUGAAUACCCGCCAAAGCCUCCAGGCAGCCUACCAAUCCUGGCAAUCCCCAACGAAGGGGGCUUCAUCUACAUCCGCCAGUCCCUCGCCAUAAUUAACUACCUUGACGAGCUCUGCGACGCCGGCGCCUCCGGCUUCCCCCUCUCCACGUACCCAAUGCGCGGCGCCAACUCCCUCGCACGAGCACGUCAUAACGAGCUCCUGGCUCUCGCAGACGAAUGCACCAUAGCCUGGAACCCCGUGCGCAUGUUCGGCUCAGGCGCCGGCACCAUGUCUCUUCCCGCGGCGUCGAAGGAGAUGGCCCGAUGGGUUUACAGGUCCCUGGCCACGAUCGAGAGCUGGUGGCAGGAGGAGGACCGAGACAUGGCGCGGCUGCGGCAGGGCGGGGGCGGAGAUGUUACGGUAGCCGAGAUUGUACUGUAUCAGUUUUUGGAGUUUGUGGGGGAUUGUUAUGGAAGGGAUAUGACGAGGGAGGGGGAGGUGGGGAAGGAUGUGUAUGGGAGGGAGGGGACUGGGGGUUUUAGCAAGAUCGGGGAGUUUUUGGAGGCGUUUGGGACGAGGGAGAGUGCGAGGAGAGACUCCGAAGCGGGAGAAAUUGCUUCGGAGGAGGUGUUAAGCAAGAUGAGGACGUGGGCUGAGGGCAGUCUGUGA